Anisakis simplex (herring worm) is the source of this 264-nucleotide messenger RNA. Lineage: Eukaryota; Metazoa; Nematoda; Chromadorea; Rhabditida; Anisakidae. The record is from the annotation of a GenBank genome assembly.
AUGAAGGAAGUAAUUCGAGGAGCGAAAGACGCAAGGACUUCUGCAGCAGCAGCAGCAGCAGCGGCGUUGAAUGCCAAGUUAUUGUGCAAUGAUUCAGCUGCAACAAUCGCUUCACGUGCUACUGGCCUUCUGAUGACCGUUUGCUUCUUUCUUCUACCGCUUCUUUGGUCACAUAUGAUCAAUCGUAAUCAGCCAUCGAUCAACGUUUGUUAUCAGCACAACGCUUAUUAUGAUCCAUGGUCAGAUCUUACUGAGUUGCAAUGA